AUGCCUCGUAAGGCCUCGUCGACCUCAGAUUCGCGCCUCAAAUGGCGCAAGCGGAAGCGCAACCCCGACGCGUCCCCGUCCAAGCCCUCCACCUCGGCCGCCGCGGCGGCGGCCGCCGGCCACUCCUCCGACUCCGACUCCGCCGACGAGGACGCCGCCGCCGUCCACGGCGCGGCGGGGGACAGGGACGGGGCAGCCGGCGACGACGACGAGCCCCCCGCGGCGUCCGAGGACCCCGCCGCGCUCGGCCUCCACGAGGCGGAGGUGCUGCCCUCGGCCGAGCCCAUCUCUGCGUUCCCCGCCGCCAAGCGCCGCGUGGUCAACCGGCCGCAUCCGUCCGUCCUCGCGCUGCUCGAGGCCGAGCGAUCCGCUUGUUCCGGCGAUGUCCUGGCCGUGGCACCGCCGGCGCUAGAGAACAUCUCGCACGGGCAGCUGCAGGUGCUGUCCGGGGUGCUUCCGGACCACCCAUCCCUUGCGACAGACCCCGACAAGCCGUCCUUGUAUGUGUGCACGCCGCCUCCCCUCAUGGAGGGGCAUGGAGUGCCCAAGCAGUUCCAGGGUCGCCUCCAUGUCGUGCCCAAGCACUCAGAUUGGUUCUCCCCGGGGACAGUUCAUAGGCUGGAAAGGCAGGUAGUGCCACACUUCUUUACAGGCAAGUCUCCAGGGCACACUCCGGAGAAGUAUGUCAUGUUAAGGAAUAGAGUCAUUGCUAAAUACUUAGAGAACCCAAGCAAGAGGCUUGCUUUUGCUGAGUGCCAGGGGCUUGUUGGGAGCACAGCUGAACUGUAUGAUCUGAGUAGGAUUGUUAGGUUCUUGGACACUUGGGGCAUCAUCAAUUACCUUGCGGCUGGGUCUGUGCACCGUGGCCUGAGGAUGGCAACUUCGCUUCUAAGAGAGGAACCUACAGGGGAACUGCAGCUGCUUACAGCGCCGUUGAAAUCAAUCGAUGGUCUAAUUUUGUUUGACCGGCCAAAAUGUAGCCUCCCAGCGGAGGACAUUUCUUCGAUGGCCCCGUCUUCGUCGAACUCGGAGGCUGUGGAUUUUGAUGCUGUAUUUGCUGACUUGGAUGCAAAGAUCAGGGAGCGUUUGUCUGAGAGCUCUUGCAGUUAUUGCUUACAGCCUUUGCCAAGUUUACAUUACCGGUCACAAAAGGAGGCAGAUAUUUUUCUAUGUUCUGAUUGCUUCCAUGAUGCGAGAUAUAUUAUUGGGCAUUCUAGCUUAGAUUUCCAGAGAGUCGAUGGGGAUAAUGAUGGAUCAGAAAAUGAUAGUGAUAAAUGGACUGAUGAAGAAACAUUGUUGCUGUUGGAAGGCAUUGAGAAGUACAAUGACAACUGGGAUGACAUUGCAGGUCAUGUUGGAACAAAAUCAAAGGCACAAUGUAUUUACCAUUUUAUUCGGUUGCCAGUGGAAAAUGGUUUGUUAGAGAAUGUUGAGAUACCUAAUGCACCCAUUCCAUUUCGACCACAAAGCAAUGGUUAUCAACAUUCAGAUUCCAAUGGCAGCACUUCAGGUUGCAUUUUUGGCCUCUUCAAUUGGACCAAGAGUUGCAGCAUCAUGCGCAUAUGCAGCAUUAUCUUUUUGACUAGAGAUGAUGAUUCCAGGGUGAGUUCAGAAGGCAUGCAUGCUGAUGGUAUGGGCAAUGGUACAAAUCCAAAUUUUCGGAACCACAAUGGUGCUUCACCAUCCAUUUCUCCAGAAAAUGUGAAACAUGCUGCCAUGUUUGGUCUGUCAGCAGCAACAAUGAAGUCUAAGCUUUUUGCCGAUCAAGAGGAACGUGAAGUUCAAAGACUAGCUGCUACUGUAAUAAAUCAUCAGUUAAAGAGAUUGGAGUUGAAGCUGAAGCAGUUUAUGGAAGUUGAGACCUUGCUCUUGAAGGAAUGUGAGCAAGUAGAAAGGGGGCAUGGGCAUCCUCAGAUGCCUCAGAUGCUGUUCCUACACCAGCGACCUCAGAUGCUCUCGUUCGGCCCUAACCACCAUCAGUUCAACUCUGGCAUCCAGACUCAACCAUCACCACAGGCAUCAAAAAUCAUGUUCAACUCUGGCAUGCCCAAUUCGAUCGCUCCUAACCACCAUCAGUUGCUGAGAUCGUCUUCUGGAAACAAUUCUAGUGCAGGAUAG
Molecule: messenger RNA, 2118 nt
Organism: Miscanthus lutarioriparius
Lineage: Eukaryota; Viridiplantae; Streptophyta; Magnoliopsida; Poales; Poaceae
Source: the annotation of a GenBank genome assembly